GUCCGUUAUUACUAAGUAAACUCGCCUAAAGUCAAAUUGUAAAAUUGAAGUUCACCUUUUUUUGCUUACCUUUUUUAAUCUGAUCAUCUUGUUCCUGGGAUUGUCAUGGUAAUAUGAACCGGUUAUAUACUUCGGGUAGAUUAUUGCGUACAUCUGGGAUCAAAUUACUAUCCAGAAAAGCAAGUGACGCAACUAACCUGCCAAAGAUCUAUACAAAAACAGGGGACAAAGGUACCUCUGCUACUUUCACAGGUGAACGAAGAAUAAAAGAUGACAUUAUAUUUGAUGCUUUGGGAUCGAAUGACGAACUAAGCUGUGCUAUUGGACUUGCAAGAGAGUUCUGUCUUGAUGAAGGCCAUGACUUUGUGCAUCAGUUAGAAACAAUCCAAUGUAUUCUGCAAGAUGUCGGGUCUUCAAUCGCUACACCUAAGAGUUCAGCAAGGGAGAGUCACUUGAGUUUGACAGAGUUCACCAGUGAAAAUGUGAAGGACCUUGAAACCUGGAUAGACCACUACACCAGUCAACUACCACCUCUACAGAACUUUAUAUUACCUUCUGGAGGCAAAUGCAGUGCAUCUUUACACUUAGCUAGAGCUGUUUGCAGAAGAACAGAACGCAGAGUUGUUCCUCUUAUGAGGCAUGGUGAGAUGGACAGUGCCCCAGUUAAAUAUUUAAACAGGCUUAGUGACUAUCUAUUCACAAUAGCAAGGUAUGCUGUAUUGAAGGAAGGAAAGACUGAACAAAUAUAUAGGAAGAUAACACAUGACGCUGAAACUAAGGACUCCUAGCAUUAGCAACACAUGACAUCAUUAUGAAACAUAUGACAUAAUUGAUGUUUGUCAACACCAUGUGAUUUCCAUGACAUCACAAUGAAGCAAAUGAUACAGUGAAGUGAUAUAGCAUGUCAUAAUGCACUAAUAAGAGUUAAAACAAUGGAAAGCUUAUCCAUUUAAUAUUCAUGUUUGUGUUUUGAGCAGUUGAAACUUUAACAACCCUGGGGUCCAUUUUUGGAACUGUUGCAACUUACGAUUUGAUCACACAUCAUUGUUUGCCAAAAAAUAGACAAU
This is a messenger RNA of Owenia fusiformis, 1067 nucleotides long. The record is from the annotation of a GenBank genome assembly. NCBI's taxonomy places the organism in Eukaryota, Metazoa, Annelida, Polychaeta, Sabellida, Oweniidae.